Oldenlandia corymbosa var. corymbosa is the source of this 2430-nucleotide messenger RNA. The record is from the annotation of a GenBank genome assembly. NCBI's taxonomy places the organism in Eukaryota, Viridiplantae, Streptophyta, Magnoliopsida, Gentianales, Rubiaceae.
AUGGCAUCCUCUGGUGAUCCGUGGGUGAGGGAGUACAAUGAAUCAGUCAAACUUGCCGAUGAUAUAAGCAGCAUGAUUUCAGAAAGAAAUUCAUUGCCUUCAACAGGUCCGGAGGCUCAGCGACAUGCCUCUACUAUACGGAGGAAAAUUACUAUAUUGGGAACUAGACUUGACAAUUUACAGCCUUCAAAGUUUCCUGGGAAACCACUGACGGAUAAAGAAAUGAAUCGCCGCAAAGACAUGGUUACUAAUCUGAGGUCAAAAGUAAAUCAGAUGGCCAGUACAUUGAAUAUGUCAAACUUUGCCAACAGGGACAGCUUGCUCGGUCCAGAAAUUAAGCCCAUUGAUGCCAUGACCAGAACUCAAGGUCUAGACAAUUAUGGUGUUGUUGGGCUUCAACGACAAAUCAUGAAAGAACAAGACGAGGGACUGGAGAAAUUGGAGGAAACUGUUGUGAGCACCAAACACAUUGCUUUGGCUGUCAAUGAAGAACUUGGCCUACAUACAAGACUCAUAGAUGAUCUUGACGAACAUGUGGACGUGACAAACUCCCGUUUACUGGUACUAUUCCUUUUUAAAUGUUUUCCUGAGCCGAGUGCAAAAGAGGCUUGCCAUAUUGAACAAGCGCACGAAGGGUGGUUGCUCCUGCUUGUGCCUGCUCUUGUCAGUUAUUGGGAUCGUUCUCCUGGUUUCCGUCAUAUACUUCUUGGUCAAAUAUUUGUAAUUCGCCGGACUGAGAAUUGUCAACAAUUAGCGAGUAAGUGUGUAAGUAAUUCCCUACCAAAGGAGAAAAAAAUGAGUGCAGUGCCCAAGGAAACCAUUGACGUAAUAUCACAGAGUUUAGGAAUUAGUAAUUUAUCCCCUGAAGUAUUGCCUGCUCUCGCCGCCGAUGUCGAGUACCGUGUUCGCGAAAUCAUGCAGGAAGCUAUUAAGUGCAUGCGCCAUUCUAGAAGAACUGUUUUGACUUCUGAAGAUGUGGACAGUGCUCUCAGUUUACGAAACGUUGAGCCAAUAUAUGGGUUUGCCUCAAGAAAAUCGUUGCCGUUCAAACGAGCUGCCGGGCACCAGGAUUUGUAUUACAUUGAUGAAAAAGAUGUUGAAUUUAAAGACGUGAUUGAAGCUCCUUUACCAAAAGCACCAUUAGAAAGUGCUGUUGUGGCUCAUUGGUUAGCAAUUGAAGGCGUGCAACCUGCAAUUCCAGAAAAUGCUCCUCCUGAAGUGCAAUCUGACAGUAGAAAGGCCGAGUACAAGGAAGAGGGUGUAUCUGCCGACAUUAAGUUGUCUGUCAAGCAUGUACUGUCUCGUGAACUCCAGCUUUACUUUGAGAAAGUCACAGAACUCACUGUUAGCAGAUCAAGUUCCAUUCUUUUUAAAGAAGCUCUAGUGAGCUUGGCCACUGACUCGGGACUUCAUCCAUUAGUUCCUUAUUUUACAUAUUUUAUUGCUGACGAGGUAUCCAGGAAUUUAAAUAAUUUUCACCAGCUAAUGGCAUUAAUGCGGUUGGUGUGGAGCCUUCUGCAGAAUCCUCAUAUACAUAUUGAACCUUAUCUGCACCAGUUGAUGCCAUCUGUGAUGACAUGUCUGGUGGCGAAAAAGCUUGGGAAUAAGUUUCCAGAUGAUCACUGGGUGCUGCGGAAUUUCACUGCUAAUCUGGUUGCCUUGAUAUGCAAAAGAUACGGUCAUGUCUACCAAAAUCUCCAGUCUCGUGUCACAAGAACUUUGGUUCAUGCUUUCCUAGACCCUACAAAAGCAUUACCUCAACAUUUUGGUGCUAUUCAGGGGUUAGCAGCCCUGGGACCUAAUGUGGUCCGGUUGCUUGUUUUACCUAAUCUCGAGCCAUAUUUACGGCUUUUAGAACCAGAAAUGCAACUAGAGAAACAAAAGAAUGGAAUGAAGAGGCUGGAAGCUUGGCAGGUCUAUGGAGCUUUAAUUCGCGCAGUUGGGUUAUGCAUGUAUGGUAGGCUUAAGGUGCUUCCAACUCUACAUUUGAUGGCACCAAGAAACAUGUUGAAGAACAACAAGAAAGUUGUAAUUGCUGCAUCAACUAAAAGGAAAGCAAGCAUGGACAACUUGAUGCAACAGCCGCCACUUAAGAAAUUGACAACCCACGGUUCAAUGGGAGCUCUGACUGCCAAUUCAAUGUCAGGGGACAUGCUAGGCAUGAGUGGUAGAUACCCCACAAACCUUGGGGCUGGUGAUACUGGUUUCUCAUCUAUGCCUCGAUCUUUCUCAAAUGAAAAUGUAUUAGGAAACAGUGGAAGAAGGGAUCUUCUUCCAAGUCAGGGUAAUAAUAAUAGAACAUCAAUUGUUCUUCAUCAGGCAUGGAAGGAAGAAGUGGACACUGGAAAAUUGUUUCCUUUGUUUUACGAAUAUUUCGGUGAAAGCAUGUUGGCUUUUGUACCCACACCUGAAUUAUCCAUGUUCCUAUGA